This is a messenger RNA of Cicer arietinum (chickpea), 1233 nucleotides long. RefSeq lists its product as uncharacterized. Lineage: Eukaryota; Viridiplantae; Streptophyta; Magnoliopsida; Fabales; Fabaceae. The record is from RefSeq and is a predicted model, not a curated record. Gene Ontology annotation, biological process: regulation of DNA-templated transcription. Gene Ontology annotation, cellular component: nucleus.
AAGAGAACAUUUAUUUAUAGGUUCUCUAUACAAUAGGAUAAAAGAGAUAAGGAUCAAUCAACUCUAGCCUAAGAAAUAGGAAAACAGAAACAGAACACUAACAAACCUAAAACAAAAAUAGAAAAUAACUAACAGACGUACAAAAGCUCCUAUCUCCUAACUACUCUAUUAACUCAUAACUACUCUAAUUUCCCUUUAUUCUAUAUCCUAACAGUCUUACAAUAAGGGGCAGAGGGAGUAUUAAACAUUGCCUUGUCUCGCAAAAAAAUUUUAUUCUUAGAUCAUUUAGUACUUAAUAGUAUCCUUAGAACAAAACUUUAUUGGGAAACAUGGGAAAUUUGGAAGCCUUUUGUUUGAUGAUGUUAUUUACAUAAGUUAAAGGUUGUCUCUAUCUAGCAAUUUGACAAGGGAAAUGUUUUUAUAACAUUGGUGCACAGGUUCCAAUGCAACAAGUGAAGGUUGUCAACCAUCCAGAUCUGCAGGAUGGUUUUGGUAAAGUUUGGAACCAUAGCUUAUUGGCAAAGAUGAUUGAGGAAGAAAUAAUUAGUCAUUGCAGCUGUUUUGUUAAUAGGCAUGUAACUGUUGGUCAGCUGACCGAUUGCAACAAAUGCGAAUUACCCCAAGGACAGCUUUGUGGAGAUUGCUUGUACACAAGAUAUGGAGAAAAUGUGACAGAAGCCAACUUUAAUCCCAAGUGGACUUGCCCUUCAUGUCGAGAAAUUUGCAACUGCAAUAGUUGUCGUAGGAGAAAUGGUUGGAUGCCCACUGGUAAUAUUUACAAUAAGGUAACAAAAUUGGGUUUCAAAUCUGUUGCUCAUUAUCUGAUCAAGACCUGCCGCACCGAGAAAAGCAUGAAAAACUCAGUUGCUGAAAAUAUUGUUGCCCAAGAAACACCAGAGACCUCUCCAGAUUCAACCCUGAAUAGACCGAUUCGUACAAGAAGGGCUUUGAGAAGUUAAAAAGGUGAUCAAACGAAUGCAAAGGAUAUCAAAGAACAGAAACUAGGUCAAUGGGCUUGUACAUCUACAUGAAGAGGGGAUAUUAUGUUUGGUUUGAAGACAUGUUAGUUAACUUAGUUUUCUUAUUUUGUUUGAUAUUCAUACAUGCUUUAGGCCAUCUAACAAAAAAGAUUAUUAUGGUACUUAUUGCAAUCACAAGUGGAAUUGAACAAAACCUUUAUUCUUCUAGAACCGUUUAUCUUAUGGAUCCACUUACAAAAAAUUGAAUAAUCCA